Messenger RNA from Trichoderma harzianum CBS 226.95, 1428 nucleotides. RefSeq lists its product as hypothetical. Gene Ontology annotation, cellular component: membrane. Gene Ontology annotation, molecular function: carbohydrate:proton symporter activity. Lineage: Eukaryota; Fungi; Ascomycota; Sordariomycetes; Hypocreales; Hypocreaceae. The coding region runs from base 1 to 1428 and encodes 475 amino acids. The record is from RefSeq and is a predicted model, not a curated record. The transcript has 4 exons. Gene Ontology annotation, biological process: carbohydrate transport; transmembrane transport.
AUGGAGGUCACAGAGGAAACCAAAACCACCAUAACAUAUGAGCAUGAGGACCACAAGGCGUCGGAUGUGCCUGGCGCGGACGCUGGAUUUGCCAUUGCAACGACUCUGCGAGAGGCUCACGCGGUUCCGAAUCCAUGGGCCUGGGGUCACGUCCAGCUGUACCUCGUGUGUGCCAUUGUCUACUUGUGCUCUACUAUGAACGGUUACGAUGGCUCCCUCAUGGGCUCGAUCAACAUUAUGCCCGAAUACCAGGACUACUACCAUCUUGGACCGAAUGGCUCAGCAGGCACGGGCCUUGUGUUUUCAAUCUUCAACAUUGGUCAGAUGAUCGGUGCCCUGUUCACCUGGUGCAACGAUUGGCGCGGCCGGAAGUUCAUGGUCAUCUUCGGGUGCGUUGGCGUUGUGGCCUGCGCCAUCUUUACGGCAACCGCUCCCACUCUAGGCAGCUUCAUCGGCGCCCGAUUCCUCCUCAGCUUCUUCUCAACCUUGGCUAGCUCUGCUGCACCACUGUUGCUCGUAGAGGUAGCUCCGCCACUGCAACGUGGUUCCGUUGCAGGAGGAUACAACACCUUGUACUAUAUGGGCAGCAUCAUCGCCACCUUUACCAUAUACGGUUGCAACCUCCAUCUUGGCGGCAACAUCAAGUGGCGCCUGUCCCUGUGGCUGCAGGCCGUCUGCCCUGGCCUCGUCGUCCUCGGCGCCUGGUUUAUCCCGGAAAGCCCACGAUGGCUUAUCGCAAAGGGCCGUCACGAAGAAGCACGGGCAUUCCUAGUAAGGCAUCAUGCCAACGGUGACCCAAACCACCCUAUCGUGGCUGUAGAGAUGCGUGAAAUCGAGGAGUCCCUGAGCAGGGGUGGCAUCCGUGCGGCCCGCGACUAUUUCAACAUCAAGGCGCUAUUCAAGUCACGCUCGAGGCGAUACCGGAUGCUGCUCGUCAUUUCGUGGUCCUGGUUCAUGCAGUUCUCUGGAAACAACGUCGCCAGUUACUACCUCCCCACAAUGAUCAAGGCUGUGGGCAUCACUUCUGUCCCAAUGGCCCAGCUCCUUAAUGGUAUCUACGCCGUGACGGGAUGGAUUGCGGCGAGCAUCGGAGCGCGCUGCCACGAUGUGGUUGGAAGACGCAAGAUGUUCCUAUUCUCGACAGGAGGCAUGGUUAUCUGCCUCGCCAUCAUCACAGGCGCAACUGCCAGGUACCAAAUCGCGCACGAUGUCCACGCUAGCUCUGCAAUGAUCGCGUUCAUCUUCAUUUUCGGCGUCGUGUUUGCCGUAGGGUAUACUCCCAUGCAGCCUGUGUAUUCCCCUGAGAUUUUAGCAAAUGACAUGAGAGCCAACGGCGUUAUGGUUUCCUCCAUUACCUCCGGCUGUGCUGGAUUUGUAAACACCUUUGCCGCCCCUCUUGCGAUGCAAAACAUCACAUACUGGUUGUAA